AUGUCCGAUAACAUCACCGAAGGCCCCCAGUUCCUACGUUCUAUGUCUCCGGACACGGAGCAUGCCCUACGUUCGUUGCCACCGGAUAGCGCGGAAGUAUUCUAUCGUGCUUGGGCAACUAUUCCCGAAGAAAGUUUGCCGAUUCAGUCAAUGCUGAUCAAGCAGUCGGCUAGUAUUCUAGCCGAGAACACCCGCCUCCGAGAAGCCGAACGGCAACGUAUGGAGAACGAGCAUGCUCGUGCCCAAGAGGACCCAAUCCAACAGUUAGCGGAAACCCUCAGACGUAUGCAAACUGGCCCGGUCGAAGGUACGCCAGACACUUCUGAAACCACUCGCUCUACGUUCUCUCGGGACGGUAGUGCACAGAAGGCCGUACGAAAGGCAGUGUUAAAGAACAUCCGUCCUAUCGAGAACUACCAGGGCGCGGUGAAGUCUGAUGCUGCACGGAAGUAUCUACGCGACUGCGAACGCUACUUCCGCGAGAUAUCUUCGUACGCUGGCGCUGAACCAGACGAUAGUACCAAAAUUAUUCAUGCAAGUGGACGAUUGCUAAAGCGCGCUGCCGAAACCUGGCGUGCGUACACGGAUCAAGUUGCCGGUAGAUAUGGUGAAGAAAUCACUACCUGGCAAGCCUAUAAGGAUUGGAUCAAUCGCGAGUUUUCGGAGCACCUCGGACCCGAAAAACGAUGGGAUCGCUUCGCGAACUUAAGGCAAGGACAAUCGUCAUUCCAUGAGUAUGCGAUCAAUCUACAGCAAGCUGCGUACGAUUGCGAAAUCGAUAUUCCGGAACAAGUCCUGAUCCAAUACCUGCGAAUGGGUGCGAACGUGAACUUACAGAAGCGUUGGGCUGAGGAUCGAGAACAAGAUCGCACGACCAUUCUGCAAGACGUUAUUCAACGAUUUAUUGAGUUUGAGCGAGGAGCAAUGGUCGCUGGUUAUAUUAACCGAACGAACCCGGACGAUAUGGAGCUGACUGCCCUACGGUCCCGUUCGAAAGACCUUUCGACAAUUAAGUGUUAUAAUUGUGACCAAAAGGGACAUUACAAACGUAAUUGUCCGGCUCCGAAAAAGGAAAGCAACAGUGGGAAAGGCCAGUCAAAAAACUAA
Penicillium atrosanguineum is the source of this 1107-nucleotide messenger RNA. Its product is annotated as zinc finger CCHC domain-containing protein. The record is from RefSeq and is a predicted model, not a curated record. The coding region runs from base 1 to 1107 and encodes 368 amino acids. Gene Ontology annotation, molecular function: zinc ion binding; nucleic acid binding. NCBI's taxonomy places the organism in Eukaryota, Fungi, Ascomycota, Eurotiomycetes, Eurotiales, Aspergillaceae. The transcript has a single exon.